GUGAGAAGCGAACAGUUAGCCUCGGCCAGCUCGGUGCGCCUCACGCGCUCAACAUCUGAGCGCUUCGUGUUUAACCGUCAGGCGUCCGAAUAUUUUAUUUUGAAGUUUCACGGAAGUUGCGGCUAUUUUUCGGUCACAUUGACACCGUCGUGGUUCCAAACGUCGACAACGAGCAAGACAACAACAAGACACGCACGAGACCCCCAACCAGCGGGAAGCCUGUCUCCUGUGUUCAGAGAUUGACUGAAGUUCUGCCAUGCCUGUGGCCUCCACCAGGACAGAGCCUGCUCCCCAGGUGUUGGACGCAAUGAGUGACAGCACCACCAGCUCCACCAUCGCCAAUGACUUGGACCUCAUCUACCUCAAAGGCAUUAUGGAAAGCCCUUUGGAGCAGGAGGAGAGCCCCAAGGAGCCGCGACUGUCGCCAGUGAGGGAGAACAACGUGGAGCUCCUGCAGGAGAUCCUCAGGGAUCUGGACCCGUUCACGCAGUGCUCUGAUGCUGCUGCCGAGCUGGCCCGCAUCCUCACACAGCCUCACUUCCAGUCUUUACUGGAGACUCAUGAUUCUGUGGCCUCCCAGGCAUGCGAGAGCCAGCCUCCCAGCCCGUGUGACUGUGUUGAUCAUGAACAGGAAGACAGUCAGACGACCAACCCGGCCCUGCCCUCUGAUGCCAUACGCAUGGUUGGCAUACGCAAAGUAGCCGGGGAACAUCUGGGGGUGACGUUCAAAGUGGAAGGUGGAGAGCUGGUGAUCGCCCGCAUCCUCCAUGGAGGAAUUAUAGACCAGCAAGGCCUCCUGCAUGUUGGUGACAUCAUCAAAGAGGUGAACGGGCGAGAUGUGAGCCAGGACCCCAGGGUGCUGCUGGAGGAGCUACAAGCAGCCAGCGGCAUUGUGGUUCUGAAGAUUCUGCCGAGCUACCAUGAGACCAUUCCACCAAGACAGGUGUUUUUCAAGUGUCACUAUGACUACGACCCAGCCAAUGACACCCUGAUUCCUUGUAAGGAAGCAGGCUUAAGGUUUGAGACAGGAGACAUCCUUCAGAUAGUCAACCAAGAUGAUGUCAACUGGUGGCAGGCCCGACAUGUGGAGGGUGGAAGUACAGGGCUGAUUCCCAGUCAGAUGUUGGAGGAGAAAAGAAAAGCUUUUGUGAAGAAGGAUGUGGAGUUGGCACCUGCAGGAAAUCUUUGCACUGGUCUUGGAGUGAAGAAGAAGAAGAAGAUGAUGUAUGUGACCACAAAAAAUGCAGAGUUUGACAGACAUGAAAUCCUGCUGUAUGAGGAGGUGGCCAAGGUUCCACCAUUCAAAAGAAAAACUCUGGUUUUAAUUGGAGCUCAGGGCGUUGGAAGGCGGAGACUAAAGGCCAAGCUGCUGCUGAGGGAUCCGCAGCUCUUCGGCACCACCAUCCCAUACACCUCCAGAAAGCCUAAAAAGGGAGAACGUGAGAGUCGGAUGUACGCUUUCACAAGUCGCAAUAAGAUGGAGGCUGACGUCAAGAAUGGCCGUUAUCUUGAAUUUGGAGAAUAUGAAGGCAACUUGUAUGGUUUAAAGAUUGACUCCAUCCACGAGGUGGUGGAGGCGGGACGCGUCUGCAUCCUGGAUGCCAACCCACAGUCUCUCAAAGUGCUGCGGACCUCGGAGUUCUUGCCCUAUGUGGUUUUCCUACAGUCUCCUGAUUUUGAGGUGCUGAAGGCGAUGAAUCACUCGGCUGUAGAGGCUGGGGUGGUCACAAAGGCCCUGACAGACGAAGAGCUGCAGAGGACAUGUGAUGAGAGUGCUAAAAUCCAGGCCGCCUUUGGUCACUUCUUUGACCUCACCAUCAUCAAUGAGAACCUUGAUGAGACUUAUCGCACAGUCAAAGCAGCUCUGGAAACAGUUUCCAAAAACCCACAGUGGGUCCCAGUCACAUGGGUGUUCUAAGACCUGAGAACUACGCAUGUUUCAAUUUUCAAGACUCACGGUUUCAUCAGUUUCAACAGACAUCUGGCAUAGCAUAGAUCAGACAUCCUGGACCAAAUGCUCCUGGACCACAGCAGGAACUGUGUGUGUAGAAUAAAACUGUCUUAUUGCAGAACUUAGUGUGUUGGAUGGUAAAUGCUUGGUUGGCUUCAGGUGCACUAAAGUCUCAAAAAAGUUUUUGGAUGAUUUUAAGUCUUCUUAGAAAGACUUUGUGCAUGCUCGUGCAUGCAUCUGUGACCCAUCUUGGCAGUGUUGUAGUACUCCAGACCCGUCUUGGCAGUGUUGUAGUACUCCAGACCCGUCUUGGCAGUGUUGUAGUACUCCAGACCCGUCUUGGCAGUGUUGUAGUACUCCAGACCCGUCUUGGCAGAGUUGUAGUACUCCAGACCCGUCUUAGCAGUGUUGUAGUACUCCAGACCCGUCUUGGCAGUGUUGUAGUACUCCAGACCCGUCUUGGCAGUGUUGUAGUACUCCAGACCCGUCUUGGCAGAGUUGUAGUACUCCAGACCUGUCUUGGUCUCGAGACCUUUUUUUUUUAUGGUCUCGGUCUUGUCUCAGUCUCGGGCACUGAGGACUCUGGAUUUUAUUUCAAGACCAAUCAAGACUGCAACAGUGGAAAUAGCAUUAAACUUUCCUCAUGUAAACAAUAAGAUGCAGGGGGGCUAUAUUUGUAAAUCUGAUUAUUAAGUCAGUCCCUCACCAGCUAUGAACUUCACUGCACAUCACUGCUCUAUUGCUAUGUUUAAUGGUGCAGAGAGUGGUGAUUUCUGACAUGAGUAUUAUGGCCAAAUGCCCAGGGCAUUUUCUCUUUAGAUAAGCAGAACUCUUUGUUCUACUUAUCUAAAGAGAUACGCAGAAGUUAUCUUCUUAAAAGGUGUUUUUAUGAGAAUGUGAGUCUUUCAAAUCAAUUUGAUUAGCAAUUUUGAUCAUAUUUCACAUUUUAUUGUGUCAUGUAGCACGAAGCGCUGGUCUUGGUCUUUACUCGGUCUCGGACUCUGAAAGUCUUGGUCUUGUCUCGGUCUCGGUUUAGGUGGUAUUGACUACAACACUGCCCUGAGGACUUCAGAACUUUCUAUUUUUACAUUUUUCUUGCAAACUUCAGAGAUUUGUUUUUUUUCCAUUGGUUACAUAUCAUAAAGGAGGUCAGACCUUUUGGGGUCAAAAUGUGCCAAGAGAUUCAUUUCAGCCAGAAAACGGAUCCUGCCAACUAAUAUCAAAUAUUUUUCUACUUUCUGUUAACGUACAAAUUUCUUGGAUAUUCAUACAUAAUAAUGUACCAGACUAACCCUUAUUUAAACCAUGUGUUGCUCUAUCAAUCUCCACCAUAAAUUCCAAUAUGGCUUCUGCUCAUGUGAACUACAGCCUUAGCAGCAGUAAUAGGCUUUUAUUGAAUAAUCAUUAGGUUUUUAGCUCAUUAAGACAGACAAGCAACAUCUGGUGGUGAACAUAUUGGUGCAGUGAUGAUACAAAACACAGAGAAGCACGUCGUUUUGCUAACUGAGUGUAGCAGCUAGCGUAUUCCUCUGGAUAGCACUCCUUCAGAGGCCUUCCAUGCCUCAGUGGAUCAGGGUUGUUUUGUUAGGAAAAGCUGGUAGUCAGACACUGUAUGCUUGUAAUAUAUUUAAGGAUACCGAGUUUCUUAAUGCAGUUUAGCAUUUUUUAAUAUGUUACAGAAGCAGUAAGGUGGUAAAGUCAUUGUGAAAUGUAAUUUUUUUUCAUUGCAAAGACAGCAGCAGAUAGUCAGAAGCAACUUUUUCUAGUAUAACCCUUCUGUUGAGAUGGAAAUAAAGAAGUUAGAGUUUUUUUUCCAGUAGCUGGACAGAGUAUCAUUUACAUGGGAAUUCUAUUAACCCAAAGCAUGUGACAUAAUAUUGUUAAGAUCUUGCAGAUGGUCAGAAUAUACAAAACUGAUUUAUGUAAUUUAAAUAACUGAGGCAUUAGAUGUUGUCAACUCUUCUGUCUGUCUAAUGAUUUGCUGCCACGUGGAUUUGUGAAACAAAUCUAGUGAACAUAAACUGCAUUUGAAAGAAACUCUUUCAAUGUGAGUCAGCCGUAAAACUAAUUGAGCCAGUUAAAACAAGUCACAGUCUGAAUGCUUUCAGCCAUCCCAUAAUGCUGCCUUACUCUCUGAUUAUGUGACUUUACAAACUGUAACGCUGCAAAACUGCCAAGGACUCAGACCGUAACACAGAUCGGCAGAGCAGCAGAGCUUCUGAGAACUGACAUGUUACACAGUUUGGACUCUCAUAGAAACUCUGCAGUGUUGUGCUCCUUAACAACGCUGUGUCGCUUUAAAACUGUCCGUCAUUCCCAGCUGACACUUUUAUGUUGCACUGAUCCCGAUCUGUUUAACUAGAUCCCCUCUUUUUGUAGAUAGCUUGUACAUACACAAUGGUAUAAUAGGUAUUUAUAUUGGUUUAAAUGUCCAGAAGGCCAUUUUUAAAUAUAUGCUUAUAACCCAUGAGUGUAUAACACAAGAUCUAUGUUGUUCCUUCUGACGUUCCCACCUCUAUUUGCCGCACCAGCUGCGUUUCCAUUUCGCAGCUGUUUUGCUCAAACAGCAAAUGUCGUAUUUGAACAAAACAUUGUUGAUAUUUUGCCAAUGAAAAAAAAAGCUCAAUUUUGCAAUUGUGAUAUUUCCAUUAAAUAAGAAACACAAUUAAAUUCACACAUGAAUAGGUUUGUUCAUGCAAUAAGUAACUUUGAUACCGGCAAAAAAAUCACCUCAUCGCAGAACAAAAGCUUUUGAUCAAAAACCGUAACUUUCCAGUAAACAAAUUUAUUUUCGUAAUUCCAAUUUUUUGCAAUUAUGUGGUCAAUGGAAACGCAGCUUCUGAUCAUGGUUCUGACUGGCAGCUUCUGGAAGAUUUUAACGCACAAUGUCAAUUCACAAACAAGAAAAUCUGGUGCUUGUUAAAAACUGAUUGUUAACUGGCAGCGGUUGCUUCAGUUCCUUUUGGGAAGAGAUUUUUAGUUACUAUCUAUGCUUUAUUUCCUGAAUGUUGCUUAAGAACAGAUGUUUAUCUGGGAGCUUUUCGGUUCCGAUCACCUGGAAAGUUUGACUUCAUCAUUAUUGCUCUUCUGAAGACAAAACCUCACUCAAUUUUUUUAAAUAAAAUAGAUGCAAUACAGACAUUUUUUCCUUUAUCUUUAUGAAUGUUGGUACAUCUUAGGACAGAAGCAGUUUUUUUUCAUUCUGUUUUGUAACUGAUAAUUUCCUGUAUAAAUUCAAGCAAGAAGUGUCUUCAAAUAGAAGUUUACAGUACAUAUCUCUUCCAGUAUAUAUACUCCAUAGUGUAUACAGUGAAGAUGGUACAAAUCUAUCUAUGUAUUUGAUAUGAACUGAAACAUUCCAUAAUAUUAUGUAAUACUUGUUCAAAUGAUGACACGAUGUGUAUUAUUUCUUGACAAUUUGGAUGAUUUUGUAUUAGAGAUGUGUUGAGCAGCAUUGUGUUGUCAAUUUGCUGUUCAGUAAAGCUUUGAUUUGUUCAUAAAAAUUUUGUAGACUCUGGUUAAGUACUAUAAUAUCAGGAGAUACUGAAAACACUAUUCAAAACAUUUUUUGGUCAAUAUAUUUAUCUUGGGAUCAGAGGCGACACUGGGUGAGAGCAGUUCCAAUAAAUGUUGUAUUGUUCUAUAAAGAUCAAAUAGUUAUGAGUUCUUUUCCAUCUUUCAGAGGCCAAUAGCUGCACAAUAACUGCACUAUUUUCCAGUGUGUAGGAAACUGAAAGUCUGUGAUUUCCAAAAGGCUGUCAGUGUUUUCAGAAUCAUAACUUUCCAUAAAUAAAUGCUUUAAAGAAUAAAGCAGAGCUACUUUGCUGUCGUCCAUUUUCCCUCCUGUUAUCUGCUAGGCUGGAGUCCAGAGAUGCCUCUGUUUUAAACCAACCAUAUUUAACUACUUAAUUAUAAAUAUGGAUCUGAAGUUCAUUCAAAUGGGAAAGAAUGAGCCAUUUUAAUUUCCCUGCUGCUCCUGGUUCAGUUCAUAUGAAAUUAUUGAAUCAUAUUGAUGUUUUGCUCCACUCUCACUCUCACAGAUGGACAUUAAUUCAAACAUCUUACUGACACUGGAAAUUUAUUUUUGAGUUUCCGACUGGCUGGUCAAACAGAAAAAUCCUCCAUUUCCUGUCGACAACCGAUAUCUCAGUGCAUUUUUAUAACUUGUUAUAGUCAAAAAACUACAAACUGUUACAAGUAUGAUGAAUGAAAAACAUAUUUUGUUUUACUGUAAAUGUAUAAUACUGGAUUAAGCCUGAUUUUUAUUUUUUAUUUUUUGUUUAUCAUUAUGCUUUAAUCUUUUCAAAAUAAAUUAUUGGUUUGAUUUUAAAUGUGUGAUUUUCUUCUGUCUUAGAACAUAUUACUGAAAAUCAUGCAGAACUUUUAUAUGUAUACUUUAUAUUUUGAUGGAACAGUUUUAUCAGCAUGUCCAGAGGGAGAAUAAAAUGUCCUGGACUCAA
Poeciliopsis prolifica (blackstripe livebearer) is the source of this 6411-nucleotide messenger RNA. RefSeq names its product MAGUK p55 scaffold protein 2a (gene mpp2a). NCBI's taxonomy places the organism in Eukaryota, Metazoa, Chordata, Actinopteri, Cyprinodontiformes, Poeciliidae. Gene Ontology annotation, cellular component: plasma membrane; cell-cell junction. Gene Ontology annotation, molecular function: protein binding. The coding region runs from base 257 to 1918 and encodes 553 amino acids. The record is from RefSeq and is a predicted model, not a curated record. The transcript is spliced from 14 exons.